AUGGUCCGGAUGCUUUUUGCAGCUGCUGCGGCGACAAACCCAAAAAAGUCCGGCUGUUGGAGAUGUGGCGAGAUUGGUCAUCACUCGUCGGUUUGUCCAAAUUCUCCCCUGAAGAACCGAUCCAAAGCUCGAGCAAACAAUAUUGAGGCACGAGCCGGCGCCACAUCAGUGGUCCCACUCGGAGGUGGAGGCCCUAGCGAUGAAGAAGAUGAAGAGGACGGCUUCGAUCCAGAAAUCGACGUCGUGUGGGGAUAA
Messenger RNA from Puccinia graminis f. sp. tritici CRL 75-36-700-3, 255 nucleotides. RefSeq lists its product as uncharacterized. Bases 1 to 255 code for a protein of 84 amino acids. Lineage: Eukaryota; Fungi; Basidiomycota; Pucciniomycetes; Pucciniales; Pucciniaceae. The transcript has a single exon. The record is from RefSeq and is a predicted model, not a curated record. Gene Ontology annotation, molecular function: nucleic acid binding; zinc ion binding.